AUGUGGAGAUGGAAAACAAAUGCUAAAUAUCCAACUCCAGAAAAGGUAAAAGAUGAAAUUAUAAUGAUGUUAAAGGGUAUGGUAACAGCAACACUUUGCCCAGCUUUAGCGCUUCAAUUGGCCCAAAGAGGUAUGUCAAAGGCAUACUGUGGUGUCGGUGAGCUCGGCUGGGGAUACCUUGCCUUGUCGUUUUUAGGUGUUUGGAUCGCCUCUGACUUUUUCGAAUUCUUUUAUCAUCGUAUGGGCCAUACCACCGACUUUUUCUGGAAGAUUCACAAGCCACAUCACACUUUUUACAACCCAAGCCCAUUUGCUGUCAUUGCCGACGAGUACCUCGACCAAUUGGUUCGUUCUGCACCACUCCUCAUCUUCCCAAUGAUCGUGCCAAUCAACAUGGACAUGAUGUUUGCCCAAUUUGCCAUCUUUUUCUACGGCUAUGGUUCCUACCUCCACUGGGGCUACGAAUUCAACUACCCAGAUGCCCAUCACCCAAUCGUCAACACCUCCUUCCAACAUUACCUCCAUCACGCCAUCUCUAUCAAGAACCAACCAUACCACACUGGUUUCUUCUUCAAGGUCUGGGACCAAAUCUUUGGCUCCACCUACAAGGGUGACUGUUUCUGUGCCAAGUGCGAACAGAAAAAGGGCGAACGUACCAAGGAAAAGUGGGACAAGGUUGCCAAACCAAAUUAUUCCGUUUUAUUAAAACCAUCUUUCUGGUUAAAGGGAAAUAAUAAGGCUUAA
Messenger RNA from Cavenderia fasciculata, 744 nucleotides. RefSeq lists its product as uncharacterized. The record is from RefSeq and is a predicted model, not a curated record. Bases 1 to 744 code for a protein of 247 amino acids. Gene Ontology annotation, biological process: lipid biosynthetic process. Lineage: Eukaryota; Evosea; Eumycetozoa; Acytosteliales; Cavenderiaceae. Gene Ontology annotation, molecular function: oxidoreductase activity; iron ion binding. The transcript is spliced from 2 exons.